Messenger RNA from Naegleria lovaniensis, 1110 nucleotides. RefSeq lists its product as uncharacterized. NCBI's taxonomy places the organism in Eukaryota, Heterolobosea, Eutetramitea, Acrasida, Naegleriidae. The record is from RefSeq and is a predicted model, not a curated record. Bases 1 to 1110 code for a protein of 369 amino acids. The transcript has 3 exons.
AUGAGAGAAUUGAUAUCCUUGCGUGUUCAUUCUCUGAACAUCCAUUCCAAAGUAACAACCUCAGAAAAGCGACACCUUUUGUUAAAACCCAUUUUAAGUGCUCAACAACAAUUUUAUUUAAUUUUGAACGUUGGAUGUGAAAACAGAUGGAAAUUAGACGCAAGGUCGAAGAAGAAAGAGGAACAUCCAACAGGAGUAAUGCAGUAUCAUUUCGAAGGACAUUCUGAAAUUUCAUUUAACCGUAUGAAUAAUCAUGAGCAGAAGUUGACCAUUUCAUUCUCUGUCAUGUCAAAAAAGUUGUUCAAGCAAGAUAUAUGUGUAGCCGAAGGCAAGAUAGUUCUUGAUGACUUGUCUACGAGUGAUGCCCAUCCCAGUAUCACUGACUACGACAUUCCUCUUGAAAUUACAACUCGAGAAGUGAUUUCACAUAAGAAAUCAUGGACCUCAAUGACUCUGCACUUUACUCUACAAAGGAAGCAACACGAAGCACUUUAUUCUCAGGUCGACGAAAAAGGUGAGGAAAAGAUGAAAAAGAACAAUCAAUUAAGCACAGAUGGUGUUGUCCUUAUGCCUUCACCUGCCAUACCAUUCACCGUUUUGAAAUACAUUCAUUUGAAAUAUACAAAUAUGAUCACACGAGAAAGAAUUACUGUUUGGAUUUAUCCCACUUUAGAUUUUUCAUUUGAAGCUUCUCAAUUGAUUUUUGCCAAUGAAAGAAUCAAGUUUUAUCAAGAACAGUUUUGGUUGGAAGAAUUGGUGAGACAUGAGAAUUUAACACAAAUCUUUAACAAUGAACUGUGUUCGAUGAGGAGAAAACCAAAAUUUGUAAAGGUGGUGAAACAUGAGUGGAUGAUUUCUCCACCAAAUCAACAAGAACCAAAACGACAAGAAAGUACUUGCAAUGAUAAUGAUGACGAACUGCUCCAAUUACCUGACACCACUAUGGUCGUAUGGUUCAUGUCGCUAAAAUUUUCACAUCGACUCAUGCGAGAGGGUUUAAUGGCCAUUGAAAUUGUUUUGGAUAACACGAAUUUUGAAGGAAAUUUAGAAAAGAAGAAUGAGAUCAUGCUAAAACAUGCCAUACAACUAUUAACAGCCAUGGAAAUUUAA